Messenger RNA from Parnassius apollo (apollo), 1158 nucleotides. Lineage: Eukaryota; Metazoa; Arthropoda; Insecta; Lepidoptera; Papilionidae. The record is from the annotation of a GenBank genome assembly.
AUGAUAUUUCGCGCAAUUGACCUAGCACUAACCAAUAGCUGGCUGGAACACCAAGAAGAUUGCAAAAUCUGUAAGAUACCAAGUACAGACGUUUUGGAUUUGUUGCACUUUCGGCAGCGCGUUGCCGAAGCUCUAAUAAAAAUGGGGUAUCCAAUUCCUAGCAGAAAAAGAGGACGGCCCGCAUCUGGUGGUAGCAGUCCAGUAAAUUCACCAGUUACACCAAAACAACACCGUUUCAGGACUGAAAUAAGACCAGCGAGCGAAAUCCAGUAUGACACUGUCGACCAUUUGCCAGAAUAUGAUCAAAAGAAAGAAGCUACAAGAUGUAAAAAUGGAUGUAAAGGAAAGACGCAUGUUUACUGUCUGAAAUGUGAAAUACAACCGUGUUUUACUGAUGACAGUGGAGAUAUGCAUGGGAUUUCUCAGCAAUCAGUGAGCAAAAUCGCUUAUAAUGUUGGGAAAGCAUUAGCUAAAAAAGCUCAUUUAUUCAUCAACAUGCCCACUACACUAGAAGAUCAACAGGAAACCAUCAGAGGAUUUAGAAGUAUAUGUAAUUUACCCUCGGUGAUAGGGGCUAUAGACUGCACGCAUAUACGAGUCAAAAGGGUAGGUGGCGAUAUGAGUGAAGCCCAUGUGAACAGAAAGGGUUACUAUUCUAUCAACGUGCAAGUUGUCUGUGAUUCAAACUUGAAAAUCCGAGACAUAGUUGCACGUUGGAGAGGAAGUGCUCACGACUCUCGGGUUUUCAACGAAAGCACAAUAAAAGAACGCUUUGAACGUGGCGAUUUUCAUGGAAGAUUACUUGGAGACAGUGGAUAUGCAUGUACUGCAUAUCUCUUUACACCUUUGCUUAAUCCUAGUAAUGACAAAGAGGAAGCUUACAACAGAGCGCACAUUAGAACAAGGAAUACAGUGGAGAGAUGUUUUGGCUUGUGGAAACAAAGAUUCAGAUGCCUAUUAAGAGGCAUGUUUAUGAAACUAAGCACAGCGAAAACCACAAUUGUAGCAUUAGCAGUGCUACAUAACAUAGCGAUUGAUAUGAAUGAAGACAUUGAUAUAGUUCGGUAUGUUCGUCAGCGGCGCAGGCCACAGACUGAGAGAUCUACAGUUAGGGGAGCAAUUAUUAGACAGCGUUUUAUUAACCAAUUUUUAAUAUAA